AACUGCCUGCCUUCAGCCCAGCGAGAGAGGGAGUUUGGGCUCCGUUUGUGGAGAGCUCAAAGGAAAGCCAAUUCUGUUCGCAGUCCCCAGCUCCCUUGGCCAUGGCACCACAGCGACGACUUCUCAUCCGCGGGGGUCGCGUGGUCAACGAUGACUUCUCACAGGUGGCCGACGUGCUAGUGGAGGAUGGCGUGGUGCGGGCGCUGGGGCGGGACCUGCUCCCUCCCGGGGAUGCAUCUCGGGGGCUCCGGAUCCUAGAUGCAGCCGGCAAGCUCGUCCUGCCCGGAGGCAUCGACACGCACACGCACAUGCAAUUCCCGUUCAUGGGCUCGCAGUCAGUCGACGACUUCCACCAGGGCACCAAGGCUGCUUUGGCAGGAGGCACCACCAUGAUCAUUGAUUUUGCCAUUCCUCAGAAAGGCGGCUCCCUCAUCGAGGCCUUUGAGACCUGGCGCAACUGGGCAGACCCGAAAGUCUGUUGUGACUAUAGCCUGCAUGUGGCAGUGACGUGGUGGAGUGACAAGGUAAAAGAAGAAAUGAAAACUCUUGUCCAAGAUAAAGGCAUUAACUCUUUCAAGAUGUUUAUGGCCUACAAAGAUCUGUACAUGGUGCAAGACGAACAAAUGUAUGCGGCCUUCUCUCAGUGCAAGGAGAUAGGAGCAAUUGCUCAGGUGCAUGCCGAGAAUGGAGAUUUGAUCGCAGAGGGAGCAAAGAAGAUGCUGGCGCUAGGGAUAACAGGCCCUGAGGGGCACGAGCUGUGCCGUCCCGAAGCAGUGGAGGCAGAGGCCACCCUGAGAGCCAUCACCAUAGCCAGCGCUGUGAACUGCCCUCUCUACAUCGUGCACGUGAUGAGCAUAUCUGCAGCGAAGGUGAUAGCUGAUGCAAGGAGAGAAGGCAAGGUGGUCUAUGGAGAACCAAUUGCAGCAGGUCUUGGCACUGAUGGCACACAGUACUGGAGUAAAGAAUGGAGCCACGCAGCCCACCAUGUCAUGGGUCCUCCACUGAGACCUGAUCCUUCAACACCUGGCUUUCUCAUGAAUCUGUUGGCUAAUGGUGAUCUGAGCACAACAGGGAGUGACAACUGCACUUUCAACACCUGUCAAAAAGCUCUAGGGAAGGAUGACUUCACUAAGAUUCCCAACGGGGUGAAUGGUGUCGAGGACAGGAUGUCGGUGAUAUGGGAAAAGGGUGUGCACAGUGGUAAAAUGGAUGAAAACAGAUUUGUGGCAGUUACCAGCACAAAUGCAGCCAAAAUCUUUAAUCUUUAUCCGAGAAAAGGAAGAAUAGCUGUAGGCUCAGAUGCUGACAUUGUGAUCUGGGACCCAGAAGCCACAAGGAGGAUCUCAGCCAAAACACAUCAUCAGGCCGUUAACUUCAACAUCUUCGAGGGCAUGGUUUGCCAUGGGGUGCCCCUGGUGACUAUUUCAAGAGGCAGAGUGGUGUAUGAAGCAGGUGUGUUCGACGUCACAGCAGGACAUGGGAAGUUUAUUCCACGCCAACCCUUCGCAGAAUACAUUUACAAAAGAAUCAAGCAGCGAGACCAGACCUGCACACCUGUGCCAGUGAAGCGUGCACCCUACAUGGGGGAAGUCAUCACACUGAAACACAGAGAGACAAAAGAAGAUGACACAGCUGGAACCAGGAUGCAGGGCCACUCCUGAUCUGGAUGCUGGGGUGAAGCAAGUGCAAAGCAAAAGCAGAGCAAAGGCUCCGAAGCCCCCCUCCCUGCCACGCUGCCAACCCCUGGAGAAAGCACCUGCUAUUUCAACUCCCCAAGAUCCUUUAAGAAAAAUCAUUGCUCUAGGCCUCUUUGAUUUUUCUCUCAAAAGCAAUAGCUGUCUGCCUCACUGUGCCUUUGUUGCUGUGGAAGAUUGAAGAUAUAAAUGAACAUUAUUGGGAUGGGGCGUCUGCAUGAAGAUUCAUUGAAGAUUCCUUUCAAAUCCCAUCUUUCCUUACACUAGAUUUCCUUCUUUGGAUUUUUAAAGAUUUCUUUCUGGUGCAAAGGUUUUGUUUGUUUGUUUUGUUUUAAUGUCUACAUUUGUUUGAAAAAUCACUGUGAUUUUACAUUUCAUCACA
Mastomys coucha (southern multimammate mouse) is the source of this 2076-nucleotide messenger RNA. RefSeq names its product dihydropyrimidinase (gene Dpys). The record is from RefSeq and is a predicted model, not a curated record. NCBI's taxonomy places the organism in Eukaryota, Metazoa, Chordata, Mammalia, Rodentia, Muridae. Gene Ontology annotation, cellular component: cytosol; cytoplasm. Bases 102 to 1661 code for a protein of 519 amino acids. Gene Ontology annotation, molecular function: dihydropyrimidinase activity. Gene Ontology annotation, biological process: pyrimidine nucleobase catabolic process. The transcript has 10 exons.